AUGCCUUCCUUGAUACCCCGCUGGGGCAGCUACGGUUGCGAUUACUAUGACGACAACAAUGGCAAUAGGAACUGCAGCUCUAACUGGGACCGCUGGGGUCGCUGGGUCGCCUUUGCGAUUAUUGUCGUGAUAGCCUUCCUUAUUUUCUUCUCAUUUGCUUGCUUCAACGCUCGUCGUCGUCGCGCUCGUGGCCGACAACCGCUCACUGGCACAGCCUGGAUGGCACCACCCCCCGGACCACCACCACCUAAUCAGCCUUACUACCAGAACGAGGCAUACUACCCACCUCAACCACCACCACAGUACUCCGCCAAUCCCCAGCAAUACGGAUACUUCGGCGCGCAACAAGCACCCCCUCCACAGCAGAACGGCAUCGAGCUUCAACAACCACAAAACUCCUAUCAUGCAUCGGGCGCUAGAGAUUACUCUCCCCCACCGGGACCACCUCCGGCCAAGUCAUAA
Penicillium angulare is the source of this 462-nucleotide messenger RNA. RefSeq names its product resistance to Congo red protein. The record is from RefSeq and is a predicted model, not a curated record. The coding region runs from base 1 to 462 and encodes 153 amino acids. NCBI's taxonomy places the organism in Eukaryota, Fungi, Ascomycota, Eurotiomycetes, Eurotiales, Aspergillaceae. Gene Ontology annotation, biological process: vesicle-mediated transport. Gene Ontology annotation, cellular component: intracellular membrane-bounded organelle. The transcript is spliced from 3 exons.